ACACAGCCAACCUGUCUCUAUAUCAUCCCAAUUUGCUCUUCUUCCCUAUAUAACUAAGCCUCUGAGAGCUACCUUAGCCCUCAUCAAUACCAACAAAGAAUUGGGUCCUUCAAUGGCGAAGAGUACUCUUGGGGUGUUGUUUUUCCUUCACUUCUUUUUACUGUCUUCUUCAGCCUUCUCCAAGCAUGUCUCUAAUGGCAUUCAUUGGUGGUGCACAAAAACCACAUACCCUGAAACCUGCAAGUAUUUCUAUGGCCAUGCCAACAAUCCUCCUCCCAAAGACAUGUCUGAGUUCAAGAAAAUGGCGAUCAAAUUCGCCAUGGACGGAGCUUUGAGUGUCGAGAGGCACACUAAGAGAGUCGGUUCAAGGUGUCGAAAUCAUAAGGAAAGGGUUGCUUGGGCUGAUUGCUUGAAGCUCUACCAAAACACCAUCUUUCAGCUCGAACGCACUCUAGAUUCCUCUGCUAAGUCUACUGAAUUUGAUAUCCAAACCUGGCUUAGUACCGCCCUUACCAACGUUGAAACGUGCCGCACUGGGUUUGCUGAGCUGAAUGUUGUGGACAAUGUAUUGCCGCUGAUCACGUCCAACAAUGUCACACAGCUGAUAAGCAACAGCUUGGCGGUUAACAAUGCUUCAACUUGGCAGGGGAAAGAGACAUAUAAACAGGGUUUUCCAAGUUGGCUUUCAGGUGGUGAUAGGAAGCUGCUGCAGUCAUCUUCAAUGAUGGUGGACCUUGUGGUGGCUCAGGAUGGAUCCGGUGACCAUAAGACAGUUGCAGCAGCACUAGAGGAAGCUGCAAAAAGGAAGACAGAUGGGAGAUUCGUUAUACAAGUAAAGAGAGGGGUUUAUGAAGAAAACCUCGAGAUAGGAAAUAAGAUGAAGAAUAUAAUGCUGGUCGGAGAUGGAAUGAGAUUUACCUUCAUUACAGGUAGUAGAAGCGUUGGAGGAGGCUCCACCACUUUCAAUUCUGCUACCGUUGCGGUGACCGGAGAAGGAUUUAUAGCUCAAGGAAUCACAUUCCGAAACACGGCCGGUCCCGAAAACCAUCAAGCAGUUGCUCUCCGGUCCGGUGCAGAUCGUUCCGUCUUCUACCGCUGUGCCUUUGAAGGGUAUCAGGACACCCUCUAUGUCCAUUCACAAAGACAAUUCUAUAAAGAGUGUUAUAUUUACGGGACUGUAGAUUUCAUAUUCGGAAAUGCUGCAGUGGUUCUACAGAACUGCAUGAUUUACGCAAGGAAACCAAUGAAUGGUCAAAAGAAUGCAGUUACUGCUCAAGGAAGGACUGAUCCAAAUCAAAAUACAGGCAUUUCAAUCCAUAACUCACGGGUCAUGGCCACAGAUGACCUGAAACAAGUGGAGAGCACAGUGAAAACCUUCUUGGGAAGGCCGUGGAAGGAGUACUCUCGAACAGUUUUCAUUAAAACUUACCUCGAUACUUUGGUUGAUCCAGCAGGUUGGUUGGAAUGGAAUGGUGAUUUUGCAUUGAAUACUUUAUACUAUGGAGAGUAUAAGAACAUUGGCCCUCGUUCAUCAACAGACCAGAGAGUGCAGUGGAAAGGUUACCAUGUUAUAAGCAAUUCAACAGAGGCAUCGGAGUUCUCUGUCCAAAAUUUCAUUUCAGGGCAGUCAUGGCUGCCAGGCACAGAGGUCCCAUUCAUUCCUGGAAUCUAG
Messenger RNA from Cucurbita pepo subsp. pepo (vegetable marrow), 1672 nucleotides. Its product is annotated as pectinesterase-like. Gene Ontology annotation, biological process: cell wall modification. The record is from RefSeq and is a predicted model, not a curated record. NCBI's taxonomy places the organism in Eukaryota, Viridiplantae, Streptophyta, Magnoliopsida, Cucurbitales, Cucurbitaceae. Gene Ontology annotation, molecular function: enzyme inhibitor activity; pectinesterase activity.